AUGGCGUGGGUUGUGCUGGUGACGGGAGGGUCCCGCGGGUUUGGCCGUGCACUGGCCUUGGCCUUCGCAGCGAACAAAGCCUCCGCCGACGAUGGAGAUCUGCACUUGUACCUGUGGUCCCGCGACGCGGCUGGUAUGGCAGCCACGGCGGCCGACGUCACUGCUGCUUGGCAACGCCAGACCAGCCAUAGCAUCCAUGUGACGCAGACCGUCGUGGACUUGAGUGACGACUCGACGUACGGACCUGCCAUCGACACGUUCCUUGAGGAAGCACAAGUAGUCGCGUCCGUCGACCGUGUUGUGGUGGUCCACAACGCUGGAUCCUUGGGCCAAGUGGGACGCAUUGCCGAAGUGGCAUCUCCCCAAGUGAUUCGACGGCACAUGGAACUGAACGUGAAUUCCGUACUAUGGAUCAACAAACGGCAAGAUCAAAUGUCCAUACUUCGACUAACCAUAGUGAAUAUAUCUAGACUCUUGCAAAUGUAUGGCACCCAAGCUCAGGCGGCUAGAGCGGCUCGCGACAUGCAUUUCCGAGUGGUGGCCACGGAAGAAGACACGACGCGUGUGAAAUGCCUCAAUUUCGCGCCAGGACCCAUGCAAACGGAAAUGGGAAACGAGAUCCGAGAUGGACCUGCGACGGACCCGGCCCUCCAGCGCAUGUUUAAAAAACUCCAAGCCGAUGGCACAUACGUCGAUGUGAAUGUGUCGGCGCAGCUGUGUGUGUCGCAUGUAUUUGGGCCGACGCUGGUUUCCGGCACCCAUGUGGAUUAUUACGACAUCUACCAAGGCUAA
Molecule: messenger RNA, 792 nt
Organism: Aphanomyces astaci
Lineage: Eukaryota; Oomycota; Saprolegniomycetes; Saprolegniales; Verrucalvaceae
Product: sepiapterin reductase
Exons: 6
Coding region: 1-792 (263 amino acids)
Biological process (GO): tetrahydrobiopterin biosynthetic process
Molecular function (GO): sepiapterin reductase (NADP+) activity
Source: RefSeq, a predicted model, not a curated record